This is a messenger RNA of Amaranthus tricolor (Joseph's coat), 2769 nucleotides long. Its product is annotated as nucleolar complex-associated protein 2. Gene Ontology annotation, biological process: ribosomal large subunit biogenesis. The record is from RefSeq and is a predicted model, not a curated record. The transcript has 13 exons. Lineage: Eukaryota; Viridiplantae; Streptophyta; Magnoliopsida; Caryophyllales; Amaranthaceae. Gene Ontology annotation, cellular component: nucleoplasm; Noc1p-Noc2p complex; nucleolus. Bases 332 to 2521 code for a protein of 729 amino acids.
AAAAAGAAAUUUCUAAACCCUAACUCCCGUGUCUUCAUCUCAUUUUUUUUCCCACUUUUCCCUUUUUCUUUUCCUUUCACUGCAUUUCCAUCUCCCUAACGCUCCACAGUAGCUAGCGACCGCUACAACCACCACAACUUCUGCUGCACACGCAAUCAGACAACAGCUCCCCUUCGUCAUGCCCAGCUUUCACCUGCACUAACUUAUUUCCUCCCUCUUCUUACCCAUUGUGAGCAAUGUGCCCAAUUCAUAAAAGGAAGGUAGAACUUUAGUUGGGUGAUUAUUUUGACUUUUUUUCGUGCAGUUACAGAACGUUACUAAUCCAAAAGUCAUGGUUUCAAAGAAAAAAGUUGCAGUCAAGAAGUCACAAAAUGUUGUAUCAGAUGAAAAUGGAAAUGACAUUUCUGGUGGAAAAGUCUCUAAAAAGGAAGCCAAAGAACAUAAGCAGCAGUUGGAAACUCUUAUGCAAACGCAACCCGAGUUUUACGAGUACCUGAAAGAGGUGGACAAGGAGCUCUUAGAGUUUGAUGAUGAGGGAAUUGAUGAUGAUGCUGAAGCUGAACUUGCUGAGCCGGAGAUUGAAGAAGAGGAGGAUCUUGAUGAUAGUGACUUUGAGAAGCCAGAUGUUGUGUCGAAAGAGAAAAAAGAACAAGUUAGAGUUACUAUCACUAUGGAGAUGGUUGAAUCAUGGUGUAAGGAGAUUCUGGAGAAUGAGAAAGUUGCUCCUGUACGUUCUCUAUUGAAAGCCUACAGGGUAGCUUGUCAUCUUGCAGAAGAAAAUGAUGAAAAUUCCACUUUUAAGUUAACCACCAUGUCUAAGCCUGUUAUGAACAAAGUUAUGGUUGAAACUUUGAGUAAUAUUGAUGGGAUUCUCCGUAACUUGAUGAAACUUCCAUCUUAUGGUGGAAAGAAAGAGACUUUGAUUGAAGUUAAGACCACCAAACUUUGGAAGAAGUAUGAGCAUUUGGUUAAGUCAUAUCUUGGAAAUUCGCUACACGCAUUGAAUCAAAUGACGGAUGCUAAGGCUAUCUCAUUUACUUUGAAGAACUUAACGAAGUCAUCACUGUUCUUGGCUGCUUUCCCCACCUUUCUUAGGAAAUAUAUUAAGGCUGUUCUGCACUUUUGGGGUACAGGAAGUCGGGAGCUUUCAUUUGCAGCGUUUUGGUUCUUAAGAACUCUCUCUGUGCAACUUGGAUCAGAUUGUUUGGAUGAUUGCUUUAAAGGGUUAUACAAAGCUUAUGUCAUGAACUGUCAGUUUAUGAAUGCGACAAAAUUGCAGCACAUCCAAGUUCUUAGGUACAUGUUUGUUGAAUUUAUGUCAGUGGACCUUCCAACAGCAUAUCAGCAUGGCUUUGUAUUCAUUCGGCAAUUAGCAAUGAUUUUGCGUGAGGCAUUAAACAUGAAAACAAAGGAAGCUUUCAGGAAGGUCUAUGAAUGGAAAUAUAUCAAUUGUCUUGAGCUUUGGACUGUAGCAAUACUUAAAUAUGGUCAGGAACCAGACUUUAGACCCCUUGCUUAUCCAUUGACACAAAUUAUUUCCGGAGUGGCUCGUUUAGUUCCAACUGCUCGGUACUUUCCCCUUCGAAUGCGUUGUAUUAGAAUGCUCAAUUGUAUCGCUGCUGCAACCAAUACUUUCAUACCAGUUUCCAUGCCACUUUUGGAUAUGAUAGAGAUGAAAGAACUGCACAGUCCACCUACUGGAGGUGUUGGCAAAGCAGUUGACUUUCGGACAAUACUCAAGGUCAGUAAACAAGUACUCAAGACUCGGUCAUUUCAAGAGGCAUGUGUUGCUUCUGUAACUGAAGAGCUGUGUGAACAUUUGGCGCAGUGGAGCUACUCUGUUGCUUUCUUUGAAUUAUCUUUUACACCAGCUGUUAGAUUGCGUGCUUUCUGUAAAUCCACGAAGAUUGAGAGAUUCCGUAAAGAUGUGAAAGAACUUAUUCGACAGAUUGACGCCAACUCAGAAUUUAUCAACAAAAAGCGCGCAACAAUCUCUUUCUUGCCAAGUGAUCCUGCUGCGUCUUCUUUUCAUGAGGAGGAGAAGAAGUCUGGUGCUAGUCCCUUGUCAAAAUAUGUUGCCACAGUACGCCAAAAGUCGCAACAGAAAAAUAAUUUUUUGGCUGAAUCCAGUGUGCUUUAUGGUGCGGAGCCGUCAAUUUCGGAUGAGAUGCCAGCAACAAGCGAUGAAGAAAAUGAUGGAGAUAAAGGUGAAGGAGUCUUUACGAACUUCUUGUCACAACAGAAAGAAUUAAGGGAUAAGCCUCCUGAAGUGGAAAAUUCGAAAAACAAGAAGAAAACAAACAGGAGACAGGAAGCAACGGAGGAAGACAUUGUGGAGGACUUGGUGUUAAGUUCAGAUGAAGAUGAUGAACCCUUGGAUGAUUUACCCCUGCCUAAAAAAUCUUUUAAGGCCGAAAAGGCGACUCCAAAAAGACGGAACAAGCCAAAAUCUGUUAAUGAUGAUUCUGUGAAAAAGCAACGAGUAAGCAAAGCGGGAAAGAAGAGAAAGCGAGGUCACUAGUUCACUAAUUGGGUUUCGUGCUGCAUCUCUUGUGUUCUCGUUUCUACAUAACAGUUUAUGAUCCUCGUAGUAUUUUUUGUGGUUUUCUUUUUGGGCUUUUUUGGAACUUGUAAACAGCAGGGGUAAGGCUGUGUUUGAUCACAUGUAUUGUUCGACCAUAAUUUACCAUAUUUUUUCUGAAAAUAGACUACAUGUAAUUGUCUUAUGAUCUGUUUUUGAAAAAUCAUUGCCAACAAAGUAUUACUAUC